Messenger RNA from Syngnathus acus (greater pipefish), 1483 nucleotides. RefSeq names its product eukaryotic translation initiation factor 5A-1-like. Gene Ontology annotation, biological process: positive regulation of translational elongation; positive regulation of translational termination. The transcript has 5 exons. Bases 115 to 585 code for a protein of 156 amino acids. Gene Ontology annotation, molecular function: ribosome binding; translation elongation factor activity; RNA binding. The record is from RefSeq and is a predicted model, not a curated record. Lineage: Eukaryota; Metazoa; Chordata; Actinopteri; Syngnathiformes; Syngnathidae.
CGCGGAUAAACGGCCCCUCCCUCGACCGCUCUCAUACGGAUGCUGCAGUAAGUUGGACACGCAUGCGCACUUUCGCUCCUCUUUUCCUUGGAAGCAGCCCAAAAGCAUUGCAUCAUGUCAGAUCCCGAGCUCGACUUCGGGACCGUCGAGUCCGGCGCCUCUGCUACGUACCCCAUGCAGUGCUCGGCCCUGCGUAAGAACGGCUUUGUGGUGCUCAAGGGGCGUCCCUGCAAGAUCGUAGAGAUGUCCACAUCCAAGACCGGAAAGCACGGCCACGCCAAGGUUAACCUGACUGGCAUCGACAUCUUCACUCAGAAGAAGUAUGAAGACAUGUGCCCCUCCACCCACAACAUGGAUGUCCCCUCUAUCAAGAGGCUAGACUAUCAGUUGCUCAACAUCACCGAAAACUUCAUGUGCUUGAUGGCCGACAACGGCGACAUCCGCGAGGACCUGCGCGUCCCCGACAACGAAGUCGGCAAGGAAAUCGAGUCCAAGUUUGAGGGGGGCGACGAGUUUCUGGUCACCGUCAUGUCUGCCAUGGGGGAGGAAUGCGCCGUGGCUACCAAGGUCCUGACCAACAAAUAAGGAGACGGACUUUGCAGCCCUGGCAACAAGCACCGCCCACAACCAGUCUCUUGCAUUUUCAUUGGUUCUGUCACCAAAGCGUCGGCCUUCACUGACAACCUCAAAAAUCAUGCUUAUGUCAUUUCUUGAUUUCCUCUCGUUUCGCUUUCUUUCAUCACUGUCGGAAAUAUUUGAGUGCAGCUCGCUACCCGAUUGCUCACAUUUGUUGAUAACUUUUAGGAAACAGCUGACUGGCUAAAAUGUAAUGAAAUGAAAUUCUAGGAAACAACUUCAAAAGAAAAAAACAUGACCUGUUCUGUGCAUCCGCUUCCUUUGACCUUCACAGUGUUGCUCACAUUCCUGACUGUUGACAUAACAACAAUGGGAUUCAGCGUUUGCAUCUUUUUUUGUUUUUAGAAAUAUUCAUUAGAAUAAAAUCUUGUAGAAUGAGGCGCGGACCCCUGUAGAUACUAGAUCCGCUUGGGGGUGCCCCUCUGACGUCGAACCUCUCCAGUGACGGGAUGUUGGCGGCAGCAGCGAGCACUUCUGGCCGCUUUCGCUCCACCCCAGCACUGCAAAUUCCAAAACCAGGAAGUCCCCUCACCUCUCCUACCAUUUAAUAUAGACGCGUGAGUGAUUUUUGUCCCUCAAAAUGCUGUGAGGCUCGCGUGCAAACAGCCAUCCCUCCCAAUACUAAACGAGUGAUUUUUUUUUUUUUUAUUUGUUAUCCAAGAGGUGCGAUUUGAAUGCAGUGUGAGCUUCAGACAAGUGGGAGGCGCUUUGCAAUGAGCUUUCUGUUUGAGGAACUCAAAAUCGGGUUGGGGAGGGUGGUGGCCGCAAACUUUUUGUUCACGCGAGGCCUUUGUCACCUGACUGGAGAUGGCUGAAAUAAAACAUUGAAACAAAUGGAUCAACUCUG